UGAGAAUUCAACGUGCUCAAAUCAAAAAACUAAACAGCGCGGAUUCGGAUUCUCCGAAACUAUGUUGUUUUUCUGCCCGUCGUGCGGAAAUAUAUUGAUUAUCGAGGAGGACACCAACUGCCAUCGCUUCACGUGCAACACCUGCCCGUACAUAUCGAAGAUCAGGCGCAAGAUCUCCACGAAAACCUUUCCACGCCUCAAGGAGGUGGAUCACGUGCUGGGCGGCAAGGCGGCGUGGGAGAACGUAGACUCCACGGACGCAGAGUGUCCAACGUGCGGCCAUAAGCGGGCGUACUUUAUGCAAAUCCAGACGCGGUCGGCGGAUGAGCCCAUGACCACGUUUUACAAGUGCUGCAACCACGAGUGCAACCACACCUGGCGAGACUAAUGCGCCGCCUUCAAACGAGCCUUUAUCGACUGCUCCGUGCUCACCACACAUCCAGCAGAAUGCAGCACCAAGCGAGCGAGCUGAGGACUCCAGUGUGCGCGGUGGGCGACGAGGCUGCUCUCCAGUUGGCCCGCCAGUGCCUGCUUGGUGGCCAAGUGAUUGCCCUGCCCACCGAUACCGUGUAUGGCCUGGCCUGCGAUGCCAACAACGAGACAGCCAUACAGCAGCUCUACGAGAUUAAGGGUCGCGAUGAACACAAGCCCGUGGCCAUCUGCGUUCACAACAUCGAUGCGUUGCGACGCUUUGGUCAGGCUGCCCAUCUCAGCGACGAGCUGCUAACUCGUUUGCUCCCGGGCCCCCUGACCAUCGUGAUCGAGCGGACGUCCCAGCUGAGCAACCGUUUCCUUAAUCCCAGCACCUCCAAAAUCGGCAUACGCAUUCCGGACUUCAACUUCAUGCGCGACCUGUGCGCCGUGUGGCAGGAGAAGCCCCUGGCCCUGACCAGCGCCAAUCGCUCCAGUGCGCCCAGCAGUCUGCAGGUGUCCGAGUUCCGUUCCCUAUGGCCCCAAUUGGGCGCCGUCUUCGAUGCCGGUCGAAUCGGUCUGACCGAGGAGCGACGACUGGCCUCCACGGUCAUUGACCUGGCCACUCCUGGCUACUAUGAAAUAGUGCGCGCCGGCGUGGCUCUCAAGCCGACACUCAGCCUCAUGGAGGAGUUCGGCAUUCGGGAGCUAAAAAUGAUGUAGUAUAAGAGCUAUUCCUUUGGCUUUAACUUUAAUUUUUACUUUGGAACAUCCUACUUUGCUUUGCAUGCGGGAACACAACAAAUUGUUUAUAAAAUAUACGGUUCAGUAUGU
This is a messenger RNA of Drosophila melanogaster (fruit fly), 1245 nucleotides long. RefSeq names its product RNA polymerase III subunit K (gene Polr3K). Gene Ontology annotation, cellular component: RNA polymerase III complex; nucleus. The record is from RefSeq and is marked reviewed. Gene Ontology annotation, molecular function: nucleic acid binding; DNA-directed RNA polymerase activity; zinc ion binding. The transcript has 2 exons. Gene Ontology annotation, biological process: termination of RNA polymerase III transcription; DNA-templated transcription. Lineage: Eukaryota; Metazoa; Arthropoda; Insecta; Diptera; Drosophilidae. The coding region runs from base 62 to 388 and encodes 108 amino acids.